UAAAUCGGCCCCGGUUCCACCGUCCAACCGGAAUAUUAAGUGUAGCCGACUCCUCCCCGGCCUCCACUUUCUCGGCUGCGUCGCCGCCGUCUGCGGCCUCAUCCAGACUGUAUACACGAGAUCCCGGCUAAGAAAACCCCGCCAACCAGUUCUGGCACGCCCGAGGAACUCCGACUACCAUAUCGCUGGAGAUCCCAUACUCCUACGGAAACGACUCCCGCACCGAAAGUGGCACCGGCGGUUAUACCAUCUUCGCCGGCUUCCUCUGGGUCUUUUCAAAGAAGAGGACUACCCAACCCUCCACCUCCGGCUUCUUGCCGCCUAGGUCGAGCUCAUGCGGAGGCUCCGCUUGUGAGGGAUUGAUGAUUAUUCUUCAUUCUAGCUGUGGAUCUUCUUAGCCGAAGUUGACGCGUAACCAGAGUAUUCUCGACAAAUAGUAGAUGACGUACUUGGAGUACGUCGUGAGACCGAGCUGGAGCAAAGUGAACAGCGGGCUGCCCAAGAUGAACAAGUUCGAGGUGUUGAAAAUGGUACCAAUCAUGCAGCAUUUCCUCUUUGUAUUUGGAACGAAAUGCCAGAUCUAAAUUAGAGUUUCUUGGGGACCUUGGUCAUGUUUGUAGGGCAACUCCAAGAUCUCCUUGCGAAGCCUGUCUGGCUAACAAGCAAAACUAAGCUUUGCAUGUGCCAGAGAACAACUCGACAGUCACUCCAAUUUGUCUUUUCUCGAAGCUGCCAGUGUUGCUAGAUGGAUUUGGAGUUUUAUAUUGCAGGCAGAAUAUUUGAUGGGGUUCCUGUCUUUUGGUCGAAUCCACUGUAAUUGUUCAGAUCACCAUUUCAGAUCCCUGAGGCCCGUUCUCAGGCAGCCUUGCUUGGUGGAUUCUGCACCUGGGGAUCUGUGACUCUCUUGGGGCUUUGCUCUUCUUUCAUUGUGUCAGGGACAGGCAUGUAUAGUAACAUCAAAUCUCAGUUCAGUUUCAGUGGUGGGAAUCACUGCUGCUGUUUGGUGACUUGAGCACAGCUUCUUGACAGAGCAACAGAGGUAGAUCAUCAAUACAUUUACACCGGAGGAACGCAGUCGAAGUUAAUACCUUCUCGGAUUGGUAUGCCCAAGCGAAUGCUUGCUGAAGCUGGUUAAGGUCACUGGCAACUUUUUUAUGUCGUGUUCUUUUCCUCCGAGCCUUUUACUUCCUCGCAAUAAAUUUACCUUUGCAAGGUUGUGCUCCAGCUGCCUCAAUGCACUUGCUGAAGCUGGUUGAGGCCACUUGCAACAUAUUUUAUGUUGUGUUCUUUUCCCCCGAGCCUUUACUUCCUUGCAAUAAAUUUAACAUUGCAGAAUUGUGCUCCAGCUGCCUCAAUGCACUAGCGUGAUUUGCUGAACUGGAGCCGUUGUUCGAUCAAUAUGGUCCUCAGUUACCAUCUCUAAUGUCAUUCUGAAUGCUGAUAAAGCUUUGCCAGAGACAGGGGAGGUACUUCUGCAUCUGUCAGCAGUGGUCCACUUCAAUUUGAUAGGUCUUGGCUUCAUCAACAUGGAUCAAUCGAAAUUUUCAUCGACACUGUAUGGCUUAAUUUUUCACAAUAUAAUAACUAAGCAAAUUGUUUGUACAGGGAUAUAGCCUCCUCUGCUGCGUCGACAGACAUGGCCGAGGGCGAGGACGGCGAAGAGAGGGCAUGGGAGGAGCUCUUCCCUGAUGCUCUGGGCCUCAUCUUCCGCAACCUCUCUCUUCAGGAAAUCCUCACCGUCAUUCCCAGGGUAUGCAAAUCUUGGGGGCGAGCGGUGUCGGGGCCCUACUGCUGGCAGGAGAUCGACAUCGAGGAAUGGAGCCAGCGGUGCAAGCCGGAGCAACUGGACCAAAUGCUUCACAUGCUGAUUGCUCGAAGCUCUGGCUCCGUCCGCAGGCUCAGCGUCUCUGGCCUCCACACCGAAUCCAUGUUCUCCUUCAUCGCAGACCAUGCUGGAUCUCUUCAGAGGUUGGAGCUUCCAAGAAGUGAAAUAAGUGACUCGAUUGUAGAAAUCAUUGCUCCAAGACUAUCAAAUAUAACUUUCUUGGAUGUCAGCUACUGCAGAAAGAUAGGUGCCCGUGCCAUUGAAGCAUUUGGAAAGCACUGCAAAUCUCUCGUUUCCCUGCGGCGAAGGAUGCAUCCAUUAGAGGUUGCGGACAAGGUCUGUCAAGACGAUGAGGCAUAUGCCAUUGCCAGAUCGAUGCCCAAGUUGCACCACUUGGAGAUGGCAUACCUGCUUUUGACAACACGAGGGGUACUCGAGAUCCUCUCACGUUGCAGGGAUCUUGAGUACUUGGACCUAAGGGGCUGUUGGGAAGUGAAGCUAGAUGAUAAGUACUUGAAGGAGUGGCAUUCUGGUUUGAAGGUAUUAGGGCCAGACAUUAUAGACUGCUACGAGCAGAAUUGCUGGGACGAGUGCUCAGACUACUCGGAUUCUUCAGUAUACUCUUGGGAGUUCAUGGAAGACGGGGAAGAUGUCUACGAGGGGGUAAGUGAUAAUGAUAGCAUUUGGGAGGCUGAGCAAGGAUUGGAGGGUUUGGAAGUAAGGUUCUAUGGCGGUGGCUUUACCGAUGCAGUCACUGGGUUCGAUUGGCCUCCCUCUCCAUGAGCAUAAUUGGUCACCGGGUUCGAUCGGAACAACCGCCACGUUUGGGCUUCUCCAAAAUGACUGAAAUCUGUGACAUAAUGAUCAAAGAAAAUCCAUCAGAUCCUUGUUUUGAAUGUCAAAAGAUAUGCAUGUAGAGGCAAACAUGAGUUGUCUAUAUGACCAUGUCAGUCUCUUCUUCUUACUCAUAAGGAGCUAUAUAGUAUGAAAGUAGCUGUGCCGCUGAAUGAAAAUAUUCAUAAAGAUGAUUCUAGCUUAUCUGAUGGACUAAGUCGCCUGCAUCAAGCUGUGACAAUAAUUUGGAUUUUUUUUUCUUUUUUCUGAAAGCCACAUAACCUGUCUUGAACAAAAUAUCUGUUCAUCCUUACCAUCUGUUUAUUCUGGGUGUAGAGCAGUUAAGACAUUGAGGUCUGUUGCUUGAAUAGCUCUUUUUUGCGGUUCAGAUCUACAUAAAGUUGCAGUCAAAUUCAGUA
Musa acuminata AAA Group (dessert banana) is the source of this 3078-nucleotide messenger RNA. Its product is annotated as F-box protein FBW2-like. Gene Ontology annotation, molecular function: protein binding. Gene Ontology annotation, cellular component: SCF ubiquitin ligase complex. The coding region runs from base 1637 to 2608 and encodes 323 amino acids. The record is from RefSeq and is a predicted model, not a curated record. NCBI's taxonomy places the organism in Eukaryota, Viridiplantae, Streptophyta, Magnoliopsida, Zingiberales, Musaceae. The transcript has 5 exons. Gene Ontology annotation, biological process: SCF-dependent proteasomal ubiquitin-dependent protein catabolic process.